CCUCAAACUCAUGGCAGUCCUCCUGCCUCGACCUCCUAGUGCAGGUGUGUGCCAGCAUGCCUGGCUUGAUAAAUGUUAUCUUAAUUUACAACUUGGAUGAAAAUAUAUCACCAGCUUUAAAGGCAUCUGUUAUUAACUCACUGUUAGGCCAUGUGAACAAAAAUUUUGGGCUAUCACGAGUGUCUAUCUAAGAAGAGCUUACAGAGAAAAAUAUAUAUGUAUAUUUAGAGAAAGAGUCGGCCAAAAAAAUUACAUACACUUCAGCAGUUCACCGUACUAAUAAAUCUCUGGAAGUUUGUGGACACCACUUUGAGCACCUCUUGUAAUUGUAGAGGCCGAAGGUAACUGGUAUUGAUCUCAUGUCUCAAUAUAUUUAGUAUUAAAAUAUUUUUGUUUUUCUUUUCCUGAUAUAUACGUGUUUUGAUGGACUCUAUACAUAUGUAUCUAAAAGUAGGGCCCAAGAUUUACCUCAGUGGUGCCACUGCCUGCCUUGCAAGUGCAAGUUCUUGAGUUCAAUCCCCAGUACCAAUAAUAAUAAUCAAAGCUAACACAGAAACACAUCUUCACCUAAAUCACGUAAAAGCUUUAUGCUAUCAAGUUUUAAGGCCUUUACUGUAAGUUCUGUGUAAACCUCAAGCUUAUCCUGCAAUGUUUUCAGUUUGAAAAACAAUACUACAAAUGGUUUUCCACGGGAAGCCCAAAAAAGUAAAUAAAGGCAAAAAAUAAAAAUUGUCAGGGCUGGGGAUUUAGCUCAGUGGUGCUGCCACCUGACUUGAAAGGGCAAGGACCAGAGUUCAAUCCUGGGUACCCCAAAAACAACUAUAUUGAAGUGCACUGUUAGACGUACUGGUAUGCUCAAAAUAAUAUGUUAUAGUUGUAGGUUUAUAAGUAGACUAGGCAUUUAGAAUCCCCCAGGGGUUCUCAGCAAUCCUGGUUCUCAGCAAUCCUUUUCUCCGUAAGUCACAACAGGAUUUAAUACUUUAGCACUCUGAGGACCUUUGCUAGCACUGUAGAAAUCAAGCGUCCGGGUGCUUUCUCUUAUUUUCUACCACCAGAGUUUGCAGCCGCUGCCCGUCUAAACUUCCUGAGACACAGUAAGGAGUCUAAUUAUGCAGAAGAACCCUGAGCCCAUGGUUGCCUUUGGAAGAUCUGUACCGAAGGGACAGACUCGGAAGAAGUUACACCGAUUUUCAGAGACAGAAAGUGGGUGUUUUUCGAGGCUUGUGGAGGGAGCAGUUCAGUCAGAUGCUGGGAGUGAAGCAAGCGUCUAGGGAGCCAAGCCGGGCCCACACUGGAGGCGGGGGCUCUGGGUGGAAGCCUGCUUCCCGCCAGCCAACCCUGAGGACCCCUCUGUUCCACACGGGACCCUGGGACCUGCUGCUGGCCUAUCUUGUUUUCCUGCCUUCCCCGAUCUAGCCAGAUCAGCGUUUCCACUGCGUGCGAGCCCGAGGUUAAUCUCCUGCAGCUUUGCCCGUCAUGCUCCCCACCCUGAAUUGGCUAUCAAAUAAAUCUGAGUUGAGUUGAAGCUCCUCCAGCCUCCCUUCUUCAGAAAGUAUCUGUUACAGGGCGCUGUGCAGACUGCUGGUGUCUGAAAAACCUGCUCACAACAGCCUCCUUUUUCCGUGCUCAACCCGCCUCCCCCCACCCGCCCCAGGGUGGCUGGGGCCUGCUGCCCUGGGUUCUUUUUGAUUUUCCUUCCAUUCUGAACUUUUUAUAGUGAUUCCAGUAGAUCUUCUUGAGCUAUGGACUCCAAAAAAAAGCCAAAGGCUCCCAGAGCCCGUGUGUCUCAGCCCUGCCCUGCACCCAGCUGCAUUCCCUCGACCUUGGUCCUCGGUGAGAGGCGCAGGACUCGGACUCCCAGCAACCGCACAGUGGCCAGGCCGGCGGGACCGGGUGCUCCACCGCUCCGGCACGCCCUGGUCGCAGGCGUGAGCGGCUUCUCGGGUACUCAGUAUCUCGGCAGCAAGAUCAGCCUCAUCACCAAGACGCAGACCCGGUACAAGGGCAUCCUGUGCACCAUUGAUGCUGACAGUUGCACCGUGGGGCUAGCGAAGGUGCGGUUCUUGGGCACUGAAGACCGACCCACAGACAGGCCUUCUCGUCCGAGAGAGGAGGUUUAUGAGUACGUCGUCUUUCGGGGCUGUGAUACCAAAGAUCUCGCUGUGUGUGAGCUUCCUGGCCUUCUGCCCACACCCCCUGAGCAUGCUGCCCUUUGGUCCUGGCCCAGCCAAGCAGAAGGAGGCGGCGGCCAGGGAGCUGCAGAGCAGGGAAUGGCUCCAGAGAACAAAACCAGCCAACUAAUGUCAAGGAAAACACAAUCAAGUUUUUAG
Fukomys damarensis (Damara mole-rat) is the source of this 2330-nucleotide messenger RNA. RefSeq names its product protein LSM14 homolog B. Lineage: Eukaryota; Metazoa; Chordata; Mammalia; Rodentia; Bathyergidae. The coding region runs from base 1743 to 2330 and encodes 195 amino acids. The transcript has a single exon. The record is from RefSeq and is a predicted model, not a curated record. Gene Ontology annotation, molecular function: mRNA binding.